GAAGUCGACAUCUACACGGUGAAGGUGGAGGAGCUGACGUUCACGGCGCCCUUCUGCCUGCAGGUGAAGCGCAACGAUUACGUGCACGCGCUGGAAGUCGACAUCUACACGGUGAAGGUGGAGGAGCUGACGUUCACGGCGCCCUUCUGCCUGCAGGUGAAGCGCAACGAUUACGUGCACGCGCUGGUGGCCUACUUCAACAUCGAGUUCACGCGCUGCCACAAGAGGACCGGCUUCUCCACCAGCCCCGAAUCCCCGUACACACACUGGAAGCAGACGGUUUUCUACAUGGAGGAAUACCUGACGGUGAAGAGCGGCGAGGAAAUCUUCGGCACCAUCACCAUGAAACCCAACGCCAAAAACAAC
Molecule: messenger RNA, 366 nt
Organism: Passer montanus (Eurasian tree sparrow)
Lineage: Eukaryota; Metazoa; Chordata; Aves; Passeriformes; Passeridae
Product: protein arginine N-methyltransferase 1-like
Exons: 3
Cellular component (GO): nucleus
Molecular function (GO): protein-arginine N-methyltransferase activity
Source: RefSeq, a predicted model, not a curated record